AUGAGCGCAUCUUUGAAUUAUAAGUCUUUUUCCAAAGAGCAGCAGACCAUGGACAACUUAGAGAAGCAACUCAUUUGUCCCAUCUGCUUGGAGAUGUUCACGAAGCCUGUGGUCAUUCUUCCCUGUCAGCAUAACCUGUGUAGGAAAUGUGCCAGUGAUAUCUUCCAGGCCUCUAACCCAUACUUGCCCACAAGAGGAGGCACCACGGUGGCAUCAGGAGGCCGAUUCCGCUGCCCAUCCUGUAGGCAUGAAGUGGUUUUGGACAGACAUGGGAUAUAUGGACUUCAGAGGAACCUGCUGGUGGAAAAUAUCAUUGACAUCUAUAAGCAGGAGUCCACCAGACCAGAAAAGAAGUCCGACCAGCCCAGGUGCGAGGAGCAUGAAGAGGAGCGCAUCAACAUCUACUGUCUAAACUGCGAGGUGCCCACCUGCUCUCUGUGCAAGAUCUUUGGGGCACACAAGGACUGCCAGGUGGCUCCCCUCACUCAUGUGUUCCAGAGGCAGAAGUCUGAGCUCAGUGAUGGCAUUGCUGUCCUUGUGGGAAGCAAUGAUCGAGUCCAGGGAGUGAUCAGCCAGUUGGAGGACACCUGUAAAACUAUUGAGGAAUGCUGCAAAAAACAGAAACAGGAACUUUGUGAGAAGUUUGACUACCUAUAUGGCAUCCUGGAGGAGAGGAAGAAUGAGAUGAGCCAAGCCAUUACCCGAACUCAAGGGGAAAAACUGGAACAUGUCCGUGCUCUGAUCAAAAAGUAUUCUGAUCAUUUGGAGAAUGUAUCAAAGUUGGUCGAGUCAGGAAUCCAGUUCAUGGAUGAGCCAGAAAUGGCAGUGUUUCUGCAGAAUGCCAAAACCCUGUUACAAAAAAUUUCUGAAGCAUCGAAAGCAUUUCAGAUGGAGAAAAUAGAGCAUGGUUAUGAGAACAUGAACCACUUCACAGUCAAUCUCAAUAGAGAAGAGAAGAUAAUACGCGAAAUUGAUUUUUACAGAGAAGAGGAAGAGGAAGAAGAAGAAGGAGAAGGAGAGGGAGAAGGAGAAGAGGAAGGAGGAGGAGACAGAGAGGGAGAAGGACAAGGAGAAGAAGAAGUAACAUUUGAAGAGGUAGAACAUGUUCUAACAGAGCCAUCAGAAGAAGAUGAAAGUCUAGAGAAAGCCUUGGAGCCCUCUCAGCUGGCCUCAGAGGUCCAUGCUGCCCCAGAAACACUUCUUGUUUCCUCUCCAGAGCCACCUCCAGCCUUGCCACUUGCUGCAGAUGCCCCAGUGACACAGAUUGGAUUUGAGGACCCUCCCCUCCAGGGACAGGCUGCAGCGUCAGGGAGUGGGAAUGGAGCUGAUUCUGAGCCAGCUCGCCAUAUCUUCUCCUUUUCCUGGUUGAACUCCCUGAAUGAAUGA
Pipistrellus nathusii (Nathusius's pipistrelle) is the source of this 1386-nucleotide messenger RNA. NCBI's taxonomy places the organism in Eukaryota, Metazoa, Chordata, Mammalia, Chiroptera, Vespertilionidae. The record is from the annotation of a GenBank genome assembly.